Molecule: messenger RNA, 372 nt
Organism: Adineta steineri
Lineage: Eukaryota; Metazoa; Rotifera; Eurotatoria; Adinetida; Adinetidae
Source: the annotation of a GenBank genome assembly
AUGGUAAAAUCUGAUCAAACAAUCGAACCAGAAAAAACAAAUCGUUUCGAAUUAACUGAACAUGGUCGUCUUUUAACAUCGGAUCAUCCAAGUAAAACUCGAUAUUUACUUUAUUGGGGAAUUAAAUCCAAAAAAUAUACAACAAUUCAACAAGCAAAACUUGGAAAUGAAUUUGACAAACAGAAUAUAUCAAAAGAUCGAUAUCAAUUCAUCAGUGGAGAUAUGUUUGAUGCAACGACAAUACCACAAGCUGGUGCAAAAGAACGUACACAAUACCAAUAUGAAUAUCUUUCAAAACAAGGUGGUUUUCAACUAAAACAAUUACAUUCUACAGAAACACCAAUUUCAAUCAUCGAAGCUGUUCCUAAUUAA